UGCAUCUAACCAACAGAGCAACUAACACGUUGUGCGCUCUCUCUCUCGUAUCUCGCCUACAAUGCGAGCGUUUGUAGCGCCGACGAUCCUCUUCUCUAUUGUGAGACGGAGCUGCAGAGGUUUAGCUGUAGGCGCCUCGGCAGCAGGUAGACUGCCGGGCUGUCGCACAACUGCCUCCUCGUGCACCGUGAAGCGAGCAGCAUCAACGGAGACUGCUGCUACGUCGCUAUCGGGGUGGCCUCGAAGACUUGACCCGGACAAUUGCAAGGUUGCCGACAUCCGCCAGCAGCUUCGACGCAGGGGUUACACGCCACCGAGAGACAGACAGACGAAGGCGGCGCUGCUGGAAGAGCUGCGAGGCCUCGUGAGGGCCGAAGGCUUCGCGCCUCCGGACGCCGUUGUCAGAAAUGACACCGUGACAAGAGAGGGGCCGGAGGGAUCGGAAGGUGACGGCAAGGCGCAACAAAGGUGGAACCCCGAAGCCGGGUGGGUGGACAGAGCCACCAUGGAGAGGGGGGAGAGGGGCUACCCGCUGUGCCGUUUCUGUAACGAGGAGGUCCCCAGCGCGAGACGCACGUUCUGCUCGGAUGCCUGCGUGCACGAGCAUCGGAUCCGCACCCAGGGCUCCUACGUGCGCAAGUGCCUGCUGGUCAGGGAUGGCGGUCAGUGUGCCGAGUGCGGCGUCGACGCCGCGGGUCUGUACAAGCGCGCCCGAGCGGCGUGGAUUUGCGAGGGUUCCGUGGUUGUCAAGAGGGAGGCGGUAGCGCUGGAGAUGGUCGGGACCCCGUUCGAGGGAAAGAUGCCUACCAAAGGAAUGACGCGAAGACCUACACAGGGGAAGUUCUGGCACGCUGACCACAUCGUUCCGGUGGUGAGGGGUGGUGGGCAGUGCAGUCUCAAGAACUACCGCACUCUGUGCGUCCCCUGCCACGCGGCCGCCACGAAGAGGCUGGCAGGAGAGCGGGCGGCGGAGAGGGCUCGUGCCGCCGCCGCCGCCGCCGCCGCCGCCGCCGCCGCCGUCGCAUCGGAUAGUGUCGCCGGCACCGGUGCUGUUGUUGUGAAGAAAAAGCGCGGAAGGCCUAGAAAGAUAGUGGACCGAUAG
Molecule: messenger RNA, 1102 nt
Organism: Ectocarpus siliculosus
Lineage: Eukaryota; Phaeophyceae; Ectocarpales; Ectocarpaceae
Source: the annotation of a GenBank genome assembly